UUAUCUGUUUUGGGCCGACAAUGAGAAACCAGAAUGCAAAUUUUGUGUAGAAAGAUAUCAUUAUAGUAUAUAAAGAGUAGACAAAUUAGUUUAGAUCACAGUUCUCCGACGAUCUUGCACAAUGAAAUUCUUCAUCGUCCUCGCCUUGGCCACGGUGUGCGCCGCUGACCGCAACUCUGACAGCGCGGCUCAGAUCGUGCGGUCUGACUCCGAAGUCAACCCUGAGAGCUUCUCCUAUUCCUAUGAGACCAGCAACGGCAUCUACGGCAGCGCCAAUGGCAUCGUGAAGAAUCCUAACUCUGAAAAUGCUGCCUUGGAAAUUAACGGCGACUACAGCUAUACUGGCGAUGAUGGCAAAAACUACCGCAUCACCUAUAUUGCUGAUGAAAAUGGCUACCAACCUCAGGGAGACCAUUUGCCCACCCCGCCACCAGUACCUGAGCAAAUCGCCCGUGCCCUCGCGUACCUGGCCGCACACCCUCAGCCCGAAGACAAGUUCCAGCAGCAGCCUUCCCCCGCGCGCUUCCCUGCCCCCGCUCCCCCUGCGCGCUUCCCUGCCCCCGCUCCCCCUGCGCGCUUCCCCGCCCCAUCUCCUCCUCGAUUCCCCGCCCCUUCCCCAUCUCGCUUCCCCGCUCAACCCGCGUUCGGUGGCCCCUCCCGCAAAUUCCCAAGCCCCAGCCCAUUCAGGUUCUAGAGCAACCUUUCUGACAACGAUCACUGCCAUUAGUCAAUAAAAUUAGUCCAUA
Molecule: messenger RNA, 746 nt
Organism: Leguminivora glycinivorella
Lineage: Eukaryota; Metazoa; Arthropoda; Insecta; Lepidoptera; Tortricidae
Product: larval cuticle protein LCP-17-like
Exons: 4
Coding region: 122-694 (190 amino acids)
Cellular component (GO): chitin-based extracellular matrix
Molecular function (GO): structural constituent of chitin-based larval cuticle
Source: RefSeq, a predicted model, not a curated record